CAAAUGAAUGAAUGCGAUUGAGCCCGAGAGCCCAAUCUUUGGCCCAAUAGGACUGAAACGGCCUGGGAACACGCCGGACUGUGGGACGUCGCCGGUGGUCAAGAAUCAUGAGGGCAAAACGACGAUGUUUUUAGUGUCACUCUACUUAUUCCACCAGCUUUCAAAUCGCAGUUACCAGUAGUCCCACCGUUCUACUCUAGAUUCUUAAGAGAGAAAAAUUCAUCUGUUAAUGGCGAGACUUGGAUUACUUUCCCUAAAAUCCCUCCUCCGCGUAGCAGCGACUCCGUCUUCGCAGUUAUGCCGGUCCUUUCUUCACCGUCCUCGCGUCGCAACCUCCACAAUCCGAGCAUUUUCUGCGGCCUUGUCUCCGCCUUCCAAGGCCAUUGUCUACGAUCAGCAAGGCCCUCCGGAUUCUGUCACCAGAGUUACUGAGCUUCCGCCAGUAGAAAUCAAAGAUAACGACGUAUGCGUUAGAAUGCUUGCGGCUCCAAUUAAUCCAUCGGAUAUUAACAGAAUAGAAGGUGUAUAUCCUGUGAGGCCAUCACCACCAGCUGUUGGAGGAUAUGAAGGGGUUGGAGAGGUUCAUGCAAUAGGCGCUGCAGUAAAGUCUCUUUCCCCUGGAGAUUGGGUUAUUGCCUUUCCACCAACUUCAGGCACAUGGCAGACAUAUGUUGUAAAAGAGCAAAGUCUCUGGUACAAAAUUGACAAAAACACACCAAUGGAAUAUGCUGCUACUGUAAUUGUUAAUCCAUUGACUGCCCUGAGAAUGCUUGAGGACUUUGUGGUUUUAAAAUCAGGAGAAUCUAUUGUGCAAAAUGGUGCCACAAGCAUUGUUGGGCAAUGUCUUAUUCAACUUGCACGAGUUCGAGGCAUUCAUAGUAUUAACAUCUUAAGAGACAGACCAGGAUCAGAUGAAGCAAAAGAAAAACUCAUAAAGCUUGGUGCAGAUGAAGUAUUUACUGAGAGUCAACUUGAAGUGAAAAAUGUCAAAACUCUCCUGGGCAGUAUACCUGAACCUGCUUUGGGGUUUAACUGUGUUGGCGGAAAUGCUGCUUCUUUGGUUCUCAAGUUCUUGAGGCAGGGUGGAACUAUGGUUACGUAUGGUGGUAUGUCAAAGAAACCUGUAACUGUAUCAACAAGUUCUUUUAUAUUUAAGGAUCUUUCUUUGAGAGGGUUUUGGCUCCAAAAGUGGUUAAGUUCAGAUAAAGCAGAACAGUGUCAUGGCAUGAUAGAUUAUCUUUUGGGCCUAGCUCGUGAUGGGAAAUUGACCUAUGAGAUGGAGCUUGUACCUUUUGAUGAUUUCCAUACCGCUCUGGAUAAGGCACUUGGAAAGCGAGGAAGUCAACCUAAACAAGUCAUUAAAUUCUAAUCUUUUCGAGUUUGCUAAGCUUUUCAAAAUCUAAGAUGGGGAGUGGCAGAUAAACAGGACACAGGAGUAAAUUUCCAGGGUUAGACGAUCUCAUCUCAUCUCGGUUUCUGUUAUUACUAUUGUGAACAUUUUUCAAAAUAAUCUUGGGGGUCUUUAUUGUCAAAAUGUUAUUAUGUUCCAGCCA
Messenger RNA from Ipomoea nil (Japanese morning glory), 1553 nucleotides. Its product is annotated as probable trans-2-enoyl-CoA reductase, mitochondrial. Gene Ontology annotation, molecular function: trans-2-enoyl-CoA reductase (NADPH) activity. The transcript is spliced from 11 exons. Gene Ontology annotation, biological process: fatty acid metabolic process. Gene Ontology annotation, cellular component: mitochondrion. The coding region runs from base 230 to 1369 and encodes 379 amino acids. The record is from RefSeq and is a predicted model, not a curated record. NCBI's taxonomy places the organism in Eukaryota, Viridiplantae, Streptophyta, Magnoliopsida, Solanales, Convolvulaceae.